AUGUCGUAUCCAUCGAAAACACCUCCCAUGGCAAUCCGUAUGCCCAACAAUGCGUAUCCAGGAUACGGAUCGACACAUAGCGACCACAUGUAUGAUGGCAGCACCACUUCACAAACCUAUCACACUGCAAGGAAUGAUCAUUCAUUUACUUCUCGGUCUUUUCGUGAUACCCUGGAUUCUUGCACUCGCACAUCCAUCAUGUAUAUGGCAGAAAACCUCUCUAAAAGCUAUCAUGACGAUCGAAGCAUAUACUUGCCCGAACCACCCCUCGAUGAAGAAGUGGGCUUUGAAUCCAGCAGCAACAAGCCAAUGCAAGAGCUACGAGAUACACUCGAAAGGACAACAUCUACCCAUGCAGAUACAGUGCCCGGUUUUGUUCCUCUCUCAAGACAUGUCACAGUGGCAUCGGUGAUUUCCGAGCAAUUGAAACGACCUGAUGAGCACGAUGGGCAUAUCAAAUCCACUUUUAUGCAAUCCAUUUUCAAUGCCAUGAAUGUAUUAAUUGGUGUGGGGAUUCUUGCAUUCCCACUUGCAUUCCGAUAUGCAGGCUGGGUGCUGGGAUCAUUCAUAUUUGCAUUCUGUGCGCUUGGUACGAACUAUACCGCCAAAUUGUUGGCACGUUGCAUUGAUGCGUCUCCUGGUGCAAUGACCUAUGGUGACAUGGGAAUGGCAGCUUUCGGUGAGCAAGGUCGAGCUUUUAUUGGUGGCGUCUUUUUCGUUGAAAUGGCUACCAUGGCCGUGGCUAUGAUCACUUUACUUGGUGAUGGACUUCAAGCAUUGUAUCCUUUAGACCACGUUACCUCUCGGCUUCUGUGCUUUUGUCUCGUGACCCCAUUUGAAUUUCUUCCGUUACGAAAGCUGUCAGCCGCAAGCCUAUUAGGAAUUAUCAGCUGUGCCAGCUUGGUGAUCAUUGUUCUCUAUGACGGCUUUUCUAAAACCGAGCAACCCGGCAGUCUUUGGAAUCCCAUGCCUACAGAGAUGCUGCCUUCGAAUUUAUACCAUGUGCCACUCAGCUUUGGACUAAUGAUGGCAGGGUUUGCCGGUCACGCCGUUUUUCCUAACCUGCUUCGUGACAUGCAAGAUCCAAAGCAAUACGAUCGUAUGGUGGAUUUAACCUAUAUCUUGACAGUGACAGUGUACGUAGUCAUGGCAAUAGCGGGUUACCUGAUGUUUGGAUCGGAAACUAUGCAAGAGAUCACACAAAACUUGGCGAUUACUGCAGGGUAUAGCAAGAUUCUUAACUCUAUUGCCUUAUGGCUCGUGGUCAUUACUCCAAUUGUCAAGUUUGCAUUGAUGAUUCAUCCGCUUCAUGUGGCUGUGGAAUUAUGGGUGGGAAGCAGGGCUUGGCUACAACAAUGGAUGGACAUGGAUUGGAAACACACCUUGUUUCAAGGCAUCAGCCGUAUUAUUGUCACUAUCAUUGCCGUUUACAUUGCCAUUGUGUUCCCUGGUUUCGAUCGAGUCAUGUCUUUGUUAGGAGCUUUAUUUAGCUUUGGGAUUUCUGUCAUAUUCCCUAUUGUGUGUUAUCAACGGCUGUACGGCGAAUCAGUGUCAUGUUUCCGGUCAUUAUGCAACUACGGCAUGUUGGUGAUAGCAAUUUGCAUGGCAGCAACAGGUACUACUUGGAGUUUUAUGCCCAAGGACUUGUAA
Molecule: messenger RNA, 1650 nt
Organism: Lichtheimia ornata
Lineage: Eukaryota; Fungi; Mucoromycota; Mucoromycetes; Mucorales; Lichtheimiaceae
Exons: 6
Coding region: 1-1650 (549 amino acids)
Biological process (GO): amino acid transmembrane transport
Cellular component (GO): vacuolar membrane
Molecular function (GO): amino acid transmembrane transporter activity
Source: RefSeq, a predicted model, not a curated record